GUGUUUCAGAAUUUUCUACAACAAUAAUAUUGAUAACCAUGAUUGUAAAAAAAGUGUUUGAAGCUUACCAUAGGCUCAGUUCAAAUAUUUUUCUGAGAACAAUAAUGUUUGUCCUACUGUUGAAUGAAACACUGAAUAUUGUGCUUGCUGUGAUCAACUACUGGAAUGUAUUCAUUGAACGGUUCAUGGGCCUCAAGGAUAUUGUCCUCUUCGUCUGCCUAUCUUCAUGUGCUGUAGAUAUCAGCUUCCGAUAUGAACGCAGCAUCGCUCUCCUGUCAGUUAUCGAAGAAAAAUUUGUCGGCGAAAACAGCAAUUGGAACGUCACCUCGACCUGCGCCCUCUACAGGCAACAGCUGAUCGACCUUGACAAACGCGUCUGUAAGGUGAUCACAAUCUCCAUCUUCAACAUGAACAUUUGGCCGCUAUUGGCUGUCGCACUGUUCAGAGUAAGCGGAGUCAAAACUCCCCAUCCGCCCCUCCCCUGCGCCUACUACCUCCCACAAAGCGUGACGUCACACCCUGUGACGUCAUAUGUGACAAUGUUCGUUCUGCAAUCUUGUUGUCUGUGGAUAUUCGCGGCUAUAAGUCAGGUUAUUCUUUCAUCAAUAAUUGUAGCUAUACAGAAAUCAGCGUUCGAUUUUGAGCUGUUUUUUGAACUUGUGGAUAGGUUUGACAAAUCUGCCUUUGGACAUGAAGAAAAAUGUUCCAAAGAGGUUGAGGAAGAAGAGAGAGAGAUAAAAACACCUGAGAACCAGUGGAGAGAGAAAGGAGGAAAUAGGAGGAAGCAUGAUGUGGAGAGUGAGAGAGUAUAUAGGGUGCAGACUGGACGAAAAUGUUCCAAAGAGAAUAGGGGAGAGAAAGAGAUGAGAAGAGCAGAGAACCAAAAGGAAGAGAAGGAUGGAGAUUGCAGGAUGUAUGGUGUGGAGAGUGAGAGACAAUUGAGAGAGCAGACUAGAAUGCUGGUUGCAUAUCACCAGAAACUUUAUAAUACAAUGAAAAUACUUAGUGAAAAUGCAGGCUUUGGAACGUCAUUAUCAAACAUUGUCAUAUGUUUGAUGAAUUGCGUAUACCUGUACUUAUUUGUCAAGACAAAUGUGGUUGUGAUACGAAUCUUCGCAUUCUGCUUCGUGACAUUUUCUUCCUUUCUAGUCUUCUUUUACUGCCAUUGUGGACAGAACAUUAUCAACAAGAAUGAGGACGUUAGAAUAAGACUGGCUGAAGUAUCAUGGAUCAACCGUCCCAAAUGGUUCCAACGUGCUCUGAUUCUCAUGAUCACCAGAUCCAACGCUGAAGUCCAUCUUAAGCCUUAUGGAAUUUAUGUGCUCAAUCAUGCCAUGUUUACUAAUAUUUUGAACCUCUCCUACUCAUCUUCCAAUGUCCUGAAGGCGCUGUCAUGAAAUUGAAAAUCAGAAAGUUUAUCAUCUUCAAAGUUGAAGUAAUUCCAUGAAGUUAAGAAAACGACACAAUAAACGUUACUUGAUGAAACGAUAAUUGACUAUUAUUUAUUUUCUAUUAGGCUAGACAAAGCAAGCAUAGUCUAGAAAAACGUAUCAUGUGUUUCUAGUCAUACUCAUUA
Messenger RNA from Nilaparvata lugens (brown planthopper), 1576 nucleotides. RefSeq lists its product as uncharacterized. Gene Ontology annotation, molecular function: odorant binding; olfactory receptor activity. The record is from RefSeq and is a predicted model, not a curated record. NCBI's taxonomy places the organism in Eukaryota, Metazoa, Arthropoda, Insecta, Hemiptera, Delphacidae. Gene Ontology annotation, biological process: detection of chemical stimulus involved in sensory perception of smell; sensory perception of smell. The transcript has 6 exons. Bases 39 to 1397 code for a protein of 452 amino acids. Gene Ontology annotation, cellular component: plasma membrane.